GUGGAAUGUGAGAGUGCGAGGUGAGCUGGGGGCUAGAGCAGAGAUUAAGUUUGCAGCGGAAAAGACUGGCGCUCUCCCCCCUCUCUCUUUACAACCCACCCCACACACACACAUAGGUCGCGGAGAUGGAGAAGCGCUACUUCAGCAUGGCCGAGGUGCAGCAGCACACCACGCCAGAGUCCUGCUGGAUCAUUCAUGAGCGGCGGGUGUACGACGUGUCCGCCUUCAUCCCACGCCACCCGGGCGGCCAGCAGCUGCUGGUGCAGCGGGCGGGCAGGGACGUGAGCCGGGACAUGGAGGGACCGCCGCACCGGCACAGCACCAACGCCCGGCGCUGGCUGCAGCAAUACUACAUCGGCGAGCUGAGGCGGGAGGAUGAGGAGGAAGAACUGGAAGAAUUCGGCCAGAAGCAACAGGCUGUCAGAGAAAGAGAAAAAUACCAUCAAGCGUCAGAUAUGGUGAUGGAUGCCAGAUGCAAGUCAGUGGAUCCAGAAAAUGAUUUAGUAGAUUGGAAUAAGCCUUUGUUGUGGCAAGUUGGUCACUUACGUGAGAAAUAUGAUGAAUGGGUGCAUCAACCAGUAGAUCGGCCUAUACGCCUCUUCUAUUCGGAUUUUGUAGAAGCUUGUUCGAAAACAGCAUGGUAUGUGGUGCCAUUGGUUUGGGUUCCCAUUGUGAUUCUCUUUAGUUGGUAUUGCUACACCGAGCUGGCACAAGGCAAGACUCGACUUUUCACAUCUUUCACAACAGAAUAUUCCAUCUCUGUCCACAAGUACUGCUUCCCUCUAUUAUUCAUGAUUGGAAUGUUUCUGUGGUCCUUGGUUGAGUAUCUGAUCCAUCGGUAUGUUUUCCAUAUGAAACCACCAGCUAGCAAUUACUACCUCAUCACUCUUCACUUCAUGCUUCAUGGACAGCAUCACAAGUCUCCAUUCGAUGGUUCCCGAUUGGUCUUCCCACCUGUUCCAGCAUCGCUUGUUGUAGGCUUAUUCUUUGCUGCUUUCCACUUGUUUGCUCCAGGAGCAGUCGGCAAGUCCAUCUUUGUUGGAGGUCUCGGCGGUUAUGUUGUUUAUGAUAUGAUACAUUAUUACCUGCAUUAUGGAUCUCCAAAGAAGGGCAGCUACCUCUAUGGACUUAAAGCAUACCAUGUAAAGCAUCAUUUUGAACAUCAAAAAUUAGGAUUUGGAAUUACUAGUAGGCUGUGGGACUACCCAUUUAAAACUGUAAUUCCUGAGGAAAACUUCGCGAAGAGUCACUGAUGUCUACAAUUAAUCUUCAGAUCUGCACAAUUAAUGCCUCGUCAAUCAGCCGGACUCUUGAGAAUCUAUAUCCAAUGCAUUCCUACAAAUGGCCAGACCUGAGUCUUCAGCUGCAUGUAGGAUUCCCUCCACAUCUGGAAAAGGCUAAACCUUCACUGCUUUCUGAUUUGUCCGAAUAUUAUACCCCAAUUUCUUCUAACAAAAGUGCCUGAUCUCAGAGAGCUGUAUUGCCUGUUGAUCAAUAUUUAUUAAUUGUUAAAUAUAUUUUUGGACCUUUAUCUAUAAAUUUUGUCAAAGCAUUUGUGUAUUGUAGGAAGUAUUAACACUAACGUUUGGGCUUUGAAUUUUAAGCAGUUUAUGGUUAGUAAGCAUACUGAAAAAGGGAAAAAUCAACCUGCACAAAUUAAUUAUCAUGUUUUACUUAGUGUUAAUUCCCAUGUUAACAGAUUUGAGGGAAAGCAAGACCCACAUUCUAAAGUUAUAACUUGUUCUAUCGCCUAAUUUAUCUAGAAAUGUGUCUAUAAUUUUCACAAAUCAAACCUUGUCUGCACAAAAAAAAUUUCCUCUGGGUUUAGUUAGGGUUUUUACAGUUGUAUAUUAUUCCACAUUUGGUUCCUGUUCUGUAAACCCAUAAGUUGAGGUUUUCCAGUACUUUUUAUUCAAGUUACUGAAUAGAUCCCACCAUCACUUGGAGUACAGAUACCUAAGUACUGUGCAUUUAAUUCUCUUUAAAUCUCAGAUACUUGUGGCUUUCUGGGAGUAGCUGCUUUAUAUUCACCAGUAUUUAAUAAAAAAACUUAGGCUGUAAAGAACUUGCCCUGCCUCCACCUUUUUCAGGCAUUGAAUAAAUUGUGCAUUUCCCCUGUUGUAAAACUUCAAACAAAAAUGCAGUGAAACUCUGGAGAACUUCCAUUGUAAUUUUGAAUCACCUUAUCUAUAAGCAAGAGGUUUGUUUUGCACUAUUAUAAAAUAGGUUUAUUAGUAGGUCCACAGAGCAGCAUGCAUAAUUGGAAGUUCAUAUCUGGAAGGUAUUGCAGUGAAAGUUGGUGGGAAGAUGUUUCAACUAACUACAAAUGUGGCUUAUGGGUGCUGAAGGCAUUGUUUGCCCUUAAGUCUGUUGCUAUCUUGCAUGAGAGAGAUUUAGCAUUUUAGUGGUGAAUUUUUUUUGUACAGCCCAACCCCCAAAAUUGUACUUUACAGUUUGUUCCUCUUAACACUAGAUCCUAUGUUUUGGAUACUGAUUACAUAGUACAAAUGUAACCUUGGAUGGACUAGUUCCACUACUUUAUGGGACUGUAUGCUGGCUUAACUAUGCAGAUGAAGAAAUUUUCAUUUCUACUGUUUUACCGCAAAAUAUUGACUCAUUGUGAAUGCUGAAGAGAAUCUAUAUAAGGUGAAAUGUAAUUGUAAAUAAAGGUCUGUAUAUUUUGAAAGUAGUUUUUGUCCAGACUCUUCCCAAGCAAUACAUUUGUAAUUUCUCCUGUUAUGGCAUUCUAAUAAGGUUGGAGUUCUUUAAACAAAUUCGAGAAUCAGAUGAUGUUGCUGUUUCAAGCCUCCCGAGCAAGUGAAUCAACACAAUUGGUUAGUCACUACAAUUGCUGGGAGCUGCUUGUUGAUCAAAAUGCAGUAGGAGUUCUUAGUCCAGGGAUUUGAAGAAUGUACGGCAUUAUUUUUGUACUCUGCUGAUACAUCAGUUUAUCUUGCAUAACUUUAUGCAGUGAUUUUUGUUUUAGUUUAGAAAUUAAAUUCACGUUAAUUCUUAGAAUCAGUGGUACGAUUUUUGUUUUUUUUCCUAACUUGAACCAGAGCCCGGAUCUAUCAGUUAAUAUCCUUUGCAAAAAAGUUGUCGGUUUUGGUGGCCCAUUGUCUGUUAAUUGUUUGCUGGACUGUUAAGCUAUAGUUUGAUCACCAGCACUGAUGCACCUAAAUAUGAAACACUAAUUGAAGGAAAAGUUAAACUUGGCAGUUUAAACUAACUGUGUUAUCUAUGUAGCUCCUCUCUCAAUGCUGAACUUGGGAAUAAUGUUCCUCACGUAGAAUGUCAUGUAACAUGCAGUCUUAAACCUCUGUCCAAUUGGGCAUUACUGAAAUGUUUACUGCGCUUGGUGUUCUGAGAAAAUUUGAACUUUUUUUUAUUGACAAGCAAUUAUGAACUCGAUAACUGAGGGAUAUUGUAAAAUAGUCUUGAAUGCUACUGUUGGGGUCCUGUGAAACUACAGUUUACUUUGCAGAGUGGAACGUACCCCAUGUACAGCAUUGCCCAGGCAGUAGAAUCUUGUGUAACGUUAAUAAAUUUAUAUCUGCAGCACUGUAUCAAUUUGCUUUUGAUUGACUAAUUGUUAAUAAAUUUCUAGUUUGUAAAAUGAGCCAAGUUGAGAUCUAUAAAGAAUUUUGUUCCAGGAUGCUAACUUGUAACCAUAAAAAUGUUUGAUCUACCAAGCACUUUUUAAGUUGUCAGAUUGCAAUUUAUUUCUAUUUAAUAAACUUGCC
Molecule: messenger RNA, 3743 nt
Organism: Pristis pectinata (smalltooth sawfish)
Lineage: Eukaryota; Metazoa; Chordata; Chondrichthyes; Rhinopristiformes; Pristidae
Gene: fa2h
Product: fatty acid 2-hydroxylase
Biological process (GO): fatty acid metabolic process; lipid biosynthetic process
Cellular component (GO): membrane; endoplasmic reticulum
Molecular function (GO): iron ion binding; fatty acid 2-hydroxylase activity; heme binding
Source: RefSeq, a predicted model, not a curated record